AUGUCCGGGGAUGUUUUGUUUAAAGAUGGGCUGUCUGCAAAGGAGUUGUUCAGUGAGGAAGCUGGUAUUACUUACAAUGACUUUAUCAUACUGCCGGGAUAUUUGGAUUUCCUCGCUAAGGACGUCGAUCUUACCUCUAGAUUAACUAAAAAUAUUGACAUAAAACUACCCUUUAUUUCUUCACCUAUGGAUACCGUGACUGAAGCUGACAUGGCCAUUGCAAUGGGCUUGUGUGGUGGCGUCGGUGUUGUUCACCACAACUGCUCCAUCGAUUAUCAAGUUAACGAAGUGAGGAAAGUUAAAAAAUAUGAGCAAGGGUUCAUAGUUGACCCCAUCGUGCUGGGUCCAAACAACACUCCAGCUGAUAUCCUCGCAAUUAGAAGAGACCAUGGAUUUAGUGGGAUUCCUAUUACCGAUACAGGAAAGAUUGGUGGCAAACUUCUAGGUUUGGUAACUCUCCGGGAUAUAGACUUUUUGGACGAUAGCCAAUUGGGUUGCUCUGUUACUAAGGUCAUGACACCGUUUGAUGCGCUCGUCACAGCAAACCACGGAAUUCAUCUCUCAGAAGCUAACAAAAUUAUGCAAAAAAGCAAGAAAGGGAAACUUCCAAUUGUAAAUGAAAACAACGAGCUAAUUUCUAUCAUUGCUCGAACAGACUUGAAGAAGAAUUUGAGGUAUCCCCUCUCAUCUAAAGAUUCCAGGAAACGACUUUUGGUCGGUGGGGCCAUCUCGACACAUGCUGAUGGUUGGGACCGCGCAGAGGCCCUCCUCGAUGCUGGGGCCGAUUUCUUGCUCCUGGAUUCUUCACAGGGCAAUAGCACUUUCCAGUUGGAUAUGUUAAAACGGCUCAAAUCGGCUCAUCCUCAUGUCGACGUGAUUGCCGGCAACGUCGUGACCUGCGCGCAGGCUAAGAACCUUAUAGACGCGGGCGCGGACGCACUACGUGUGGGCAUGGGCAGCGGCUCUAUCUGCAUCACUCAGGAGAUCACUGCUGUCGGACGCUCGCAGGCCACCGCCGUUUACAAGGUGUCGGAGUACGCGCGAAAUUACGACGUGCCAGUGAUCGCCGACGGUGGUAUCUCCGCGGCAGGCAUGAUUGUGAAAGCUCUCGCACUUGGUGCCUCAACUGUUAUGAUGGGAUCUCUUGUGGCUGGAACCACGGAAGCCCCUGGCGAGUACUUCUUCUCAAAGGGAUUCCGAGUCAAGAAGUAUCGCGGUAUGGGUAGCCUCGACGCCAUGUCUUCCAACCCAUCGAGCCAAAAUCGCUACUUUUUGGAAGAUGAUACAAUCAAAGUUGCACAGGGCGUUUCGGGCGCCAUCAUGGACCGCGGCUCCAUCCACCAACUGGUGCCCUAUCUUGCUGUUGGUCUGCAGCACGGUAUGCAACAAAUUGGAGCGCGCUCCCUCCCAAUCCUACGCGAGAAGAUGGCCAGUGGCGAACUGCGUUUUGAGCGCCGCAGUCAUUCCGCGCAAAUCGAGGGGUCGGUGCACAGUCUCCACUCAUAUGAGAAGCGUCUGUUCUGA
This is a messenger RNA of Echinococcus granulosus, 1524 nucleotides long. Its product is annotated as Inosine-5'-monophosphate dehydrogenase 2. The transcript has 12 exons. The coding region runs from base 1 to 1524 and encodes 507 amino acids. Gene Ontology annotation, cellular component: cytoplasm. Gene Ontology annotation, biological process: GTP biosynthetic process. The record is from RefSeq and is a predicted model, not a curated record. Gene Ontology annotation, molecular function: IMP dehydrogenase activity. Lineage: Eukaryota; Metazoa; Platyhelminthes; Cestoda; Cyclophyllidea; Taeniidae.